AUGAAUUUUGCAUCAUCGUUGUGCAGAAGAUUGAAUAUCAAGGAACUCGUGACAAAUGUUCCUGUGUACAGAAGCACUGCCGAUGUUUCUGGAGAGGGGUUGAGUUUAAUGUUCUGCCGUUGGGCUACCAAAAAGACAGCUGGGUCCACAAAAAACGGUCGCGAUUCAAAACCUAAGAACCUUGGAGUGAAGAAGUAUGGUGGAGAGAGGGUAAUUCCCGGAAACAUCAUUGUCAGACAACGUGGUACUCGUUUUCAUCCAGGAAACUAUGUUGGACUGGGGAAAGAUCACACUCUUUUUGCUUUGAAAGAGGGAACAGUAAAGUUUGAACGCAACAAACUGACUGGUCGCAAGUGGGUGCAUGUUGAGCCUAAAGAUGGUCAUGUCCUCCACCCUGUGUAUGCUGAUGCUUCUGCACCCGAACCACAAUUUGCUGUCUAA
Molecule: messenger RNA, 441 nt
Organism: Lathyrus sativus (Indian pea)
Lineage: Eukaryota; Viridiplantae; Streptophyta; Magnoliopsida; Fabales; Fabaceae
Source: the annotation of a GenBank genome assembly